Xyrauchen texanus (razorback sucker) is the source of this 3776-nucleotide messenger RNA. RefSeq names its product long-chain-fatty-acid--CoA ligase 4-like. The record is from RefSeq and is a predicted model, not a curated record. Gene Ontology annotation, molecular function: arachidonate-CoA ligase activity. Gene Ontology annotation, biological process: neuron differentiation; long-chain fatty-acyl-CoA metabolic process; long-chain fatty acid metabolic process. Gene Ontology annotation, cellular component: endoplasmic reticulum; lipid droplet; plasma membrane. Bases 143 to 2158 code for a protein of 671 amino acids. Lineage: Eukaryota; Metazoa; Chordata; Actinopteri; Cypriniformes; Catostomidae. The transcript is spliced from 15 exons.
AAAAUGAUGUUUACUGGAACUGUGACUGUACAAAAGAUGUCCAAUAAGCCAAGAGCAUAAGAGAGAGAGAGAGAAUCUCCUGUUGCAGUUUGCACGGUCUGAACAAGGAAAAAACUGCUGUACUGUUUUUAUUUGUAGGGUCAUGUUGCCCCACGGUGAGAGAGCUCGGAGUAUAAGUGGGCAUCCAGAGGGGCCAUAUCGGGCGGUAGAAUGUAUGGAUGCUCUCGCCCAACAGGGCUUUGAGGGUGUGGACACGCUGGACAAACUUUUCUUGCAUGCUGUUAAAAGAUUCGGUCAGGCACCAUGUCUGGGCACUCGAGAGGUCUUUAGUGAAGAAGAAGAAAUACAGCCUAAUGGGAAGAUCUUUAAGAAGUUGGUGCUGGGGGACUACAGCUGGAGGAGCUAUGAAGAGGUCAGCCAGACAGUAGAAUCAUUUGGCAGAGGUCUGGCAGCUUUGGGUCAACAGCCACGUAAUACAAUUGCCAUAUUCUGUGAGACACGGGCAGAAUGGAUGAUCACAGCACAGGCCUGCUUCAGAUGCAACUACCCAUUGGUAACACUGUAUGCUACUCUGGGAGAGGAUGCUGUAGUUUUUGGACUUAAUCAGUGUGGAGCCACUCAUCUGAUCACCAGCACAGAACUACUGCAGACCAAACUGAAGGGUGUUUUUAGUGCAGUGUCUGGGUUGCAGCAUGUUAUCUAUGCAGGCAGUGGAAGUGUAUGUCUGGCUGAUUACCCACAAUCCCUCACCAUCCAUAGUGUGGAGGAAGUAAUGGAACUGGGGUCGAAGCCAGAGAACUUAAAUGUAGAGUAUGAGAGGCCAGUUGCAUCUGAUCUUGCAGUGGUGAUGUACACAAGUGGAUCUACUGGGCUGCCCAAAGGAGUGAAGAUGCAGCACAGUAAUCUGAUUGCAGGACUGGCAGGUCAGUGCCAGAGGAUCCCAGGCCUUGGGUCACAGGACACAUAUAUAGCUUAUCUCCCAUUGGCUCAUGUGCUGGAGCUGACUGCAGAAAUAUCCUGUGUGUCAUAUGGCUGCAGGGUCGGGUACUCCUCCCCACUCACACUCACAGACCAGUCUAGUAAAAUAAAGAGUGGUGGUAAAGGAGAUUGCACUGUGCUUAAACCCACCCUCAUUGCUGCAGUACCGGAGAUCAUGGAUCGUAUCUUUAAAACUGUUCAUGGGAAGUUGAGUGAGAAGUCAUUGGUGCAGAGAACUCUGUUCAAAAUAGGAUACAAUUAUAAACUGCAGCAGGUGUUACGAGGAGCUGAUUCUCCAGUGUGUAACAUGUUGUUGUUUAAACAUGUGAAUGGGUUGCUGGGAGGGCGUGUGCGUCGGAUGUUAUGUGGAGGGGCUCCACUGUCCGCUUCCACACAGAGAUUUAUAAAUGUGUGUUUCUGCCCUGUGGCCGUGGGGUAUGGCCUCACAGAAACGUGUGGAGCAGGAACUAUCUCAGACUCUUCUGAUUACAGUACAGGACGAGUUGGAGCACCUCUCAUUUGCUCUGAAAUAAAACUGCGAGACUGGCCUGAGGGUGGAUACACAAGUCAGGACAAACCACACCCACGAGGGGAGAUUUUAUUUGGUGGGCCAAAUGUUGCAAUGGGAUACUAUGGGAGUGAGGGGGAGGGAGAGAAUGAAAACUUCUGGGUGGACGAGGCGGGGCAGCGCUGGUUUUGUACUGGAGAUGUUGGGGAAGUUCAUCCAGACGGUUGUUUGCAGAUUGUUGAUCGUAAGAAGGACCUGGUCAAGCUGCAGGCUGGUGAAUACGUGUCUCUGGGGAAGGUAGAAGCUGCCUUGAAAAACAGCCCCCUCAUUGAUAACAUCUGUGUCUAUGCCAGCAGUGAUCAGAACUACUUGAUCAGCUUUGUGGUGCCCAAUCAGAAGCAACUGACUGAGCUGGCCAAAAAGAAUGGUAUAGAGGAAGAGUGGGAGGAGCUUUGUAACCAUGCCAUGAUGGAGGAAGAAGUGCUAAAAGUCAUCAAAGAGAUUGCAGUCACCAGUAAACUGGAGAGGUUUGAAGUUCCCCAGAAGAUCCGGUUAAGUUCUGAUGUUUGGACUCCAGAAACAGGGCUUGUGACAGAUGCCUUCAAACUGAAGAGAAAAGAGCUGAAACAACAUUAUAUAAAGGACAUUGAUAGGUUAUAUGGAGCUAAAUGAUCAACAUGUACUAAACAUAGCCUGUAUCCCAAUUUGCAUACUAUCCAUCCUAUAAAGAAUGCCACAUAAAUGAUUUAUCCCAAAUCGUAGUACCGUGAAAAUAGUAUGUUAAAGAAGCACAGAUGUUAAACUGUUCAUGUUAUCUAACGUUAUACUCUUUUACAACAUACCUCAAAGUAUGAUCCUUUUAUACCUAGUAUGCCAAGUAUGCCAAUUGGGAUUAAAAAUCACAGAAAACCAGGCACGGAUUGUUCGGGAGUUUUCCCGGUGGGCCGCCACGCUAUGACAGCGACAACCCCCCAUUUUUGGGCUGGUUUCCCUUCCCAGUCCGCCCCUGCUGAAAACCAUGCUGAUCUCAGUAAUACAUAAGAUAUACCAUUCCGCCCCCUGCUGGAUGUAUAUGAUCAUUACUUCCUCUGUGAGUAAGGAAAAACUUGUAUGGAGCAUGUAUGUAAAGCUUUUUUAUUUAUCAUAUUUGUGUAUUUUUAAAGGUGCUUUUAAACAGAUUUUGCUAUUGAAAAUAUUUUGUUAAGUGUUCAACACGUAUGCGACCUUUACUUGAAAAAGUGUUUAGGAUAUAAUGUCUCACGUUUUUUUUUUGCUUGAUUGUUUAUUUGUUUGUUUUGACUCUGAGUUAGUGGUACGGUGGUGUUGAGUGUUCAUUUCUGAAGGCGAGACGAGUAGUAAUCACAUUACUCAAGAACUACAGAAAUAUGAAUGUGAACUGUGCAAACUAUGGAAUAUAAUAAUGAUGGAAUAAUUUAUGUUUACAUAGAAAAAUAAGAGUUUUAAAGUGCCAUACAAAAAUAUGAUUAUUGCACAGUAUGGACGUGAAAGGGAAGAUCGUUUUAGUCCUGUGUUUAUACAUUUAUUCUCUUAUAGAUAGGUGAACAUGAGAUGAGUCAUGGUCAAACAGACAAAGAAUGGGCACAUAGCAUCCCAUAUAGGCCUAUAUGUGUGUUAGAGAUAAAGAUGGGAAAAAUAUUUGUGCAUGUUUUGGUAUUUACAGUACUGUAUGGAUUUAUUGCUGUAAACUAUUACGUUAUGUCUCAGUUUAAACAUUUCUCGUCACAUUUGUAAUUGAGCUCAACAAAAUAAACGUCCAUUUAUUGCCCUAGAUAGGCCUAGACCAGGUACACCUCCCAGAUGUCUGUAGAUACUUUCACCUGGAAAGCAGCACAAUCUAAUUAAAGGCGUACGAUUUAUAAUAGUCCUUUACGAUUGUUGCUUGUCAGACUGAUAUGAACACACUGAUAUCGCCAUGGAUGUUGAGAUGUGCGGGAGGUAGCCUACAGUAAUAAUGAGCUACCACAAGCAAAUAUUCAUUGUGGAAAUAAAAAGACCUGUGGCCAGAAAAAUGACAAACUCAGGGCUUAAAGAUUUCCGGCUUGAGGGCAGGUGCGGCCUCCGGCGCAGGCAAAAUUUAUUAAUCAGGCUGCAAAUUACAGUCGGACGCACUUUCGGCGCGGACGCGCUUGGAAAAAACGAGUGCGCCGCUUCCAUUAUAAGCGCGCAUACUGCGCGGCUGCAUUUGAAACUGGGAACUUGAAUGCGGUUUAAUAUUUUCGAGUCAAUUGAUUUCACCUACCAAUCAUAUGAGAGGAGCGCAGCUCUAACU